AUGUCAUCAAUGCACACUUCAUCGAAAAUUCUCAUUGGCCAUCCGACAUUCAGCCGAUCGAUUGAGUCUCAUGGAAGUGCUCAUUCAGCUGAUAUGAAUUAUCAAGGAUGGCGACGUGCAGGAACAAUUGGAAGUGAAGAUAUUGGUACUCAAACUGAUCAUAGUGCUGACGGUGGAAGUAUAUCAAGUGGUGGACGAGCAUUGUUGGGUGAAUUACGUCGACGACGAGACGAAACCAUUGUUGGAAUUAGUCUUGAAUCGAUGAAAUAUAAUGGAGCUAUACCAUUUCGUCAGUUACAACGACCCGAUCGUUUACCACGACAAAGUUCCCGUCAGAGUGAAUGUGACGGUUCAUUACUUGGCGAUUUCAUGUCGAGUACACCACAACCAACUACAUCCGGUAGUUUAAAUUCAAAUGCCGAAAAAAAAGCUCGUAUGCUAACAUCAAUAAAUAAUACAGCGAAUCCAACUGAUUUAACAUCAAUUGCGAUACCGAAUCCUUCGCCACCAUUAUAUAAUUCAAAAGUUGCAAAUAACGAUGAUGCAUUAUCAUGUCAUACACUUGUUAAUACACGUUCCGAUGAGGCAAAACAGGGCGAACGUACUACACGAAAGGAAUGCUUUCGUUUGGGACGAAGAAAAUUACUAUUUGAAAAACGCCGGAAAGUAUCUGAUUAUGCUUUAUUUUUUGCCAUGAUUGGUCUUUUAUUUAUGGUGCUUGAACAAGAAUUAACUAUGGCUAGAAUUUAUGGCAAGGAUGCAUGGUGCUCAUUAUUUCUUAAAUCAUUUAUAACUUUAUCUACAUUAAUAUUAGUUGUUAUGAUUAUUUACUAUCAUGCACUUGAAGUUAAAUUAUUUAUGAUUGAUAAUUGUUUGGAUGAUUGGCGAAUAGCUAUGACAUGGCGACGUAUUCUUCAAAUAGGUGCUGAAGUUUCAAUUUGUGCUAUUCAUCCAAUACCUGGCAAGUUCGAAUUCGAAUGGAUAACACAUAUGUCGAACAAGGCAGAUCAUCAUUCACAAAUAAAAGCAGCUAUCGUAUCUGUAGAUAUUUUACUGUCAUUGCCAAUGUUUAUUCGACUCUAUUUAAUAUGUCGUGUUAUGCUUUUGCAUAGCAAGUUGUUUACAGAUGCUUCAUCGAGAAGUAUUGGGGCUUUCAAUCGUAUUAAAUUUAAUACAAGAUUUGUAUUGAAAACACUAAUGACAAUAUGUCCAGGAACGGUUUUACUUGUUUUUAUUCUUUCACUUUUUAUCAUUGCUAGUUGGACAGUUCGAGCAUGUGAAAGUAAUCAUGACCCGAAACAUCAUGGCAACAUUCUGAAUUCGAUGUGGUUAAUUGCUGUGACGUUUUUAGCUAUUGGCUAUGGAGAUUUAGUACCGAAUACUUAUUGUGGACGUGCUAUUUGCGUCGCAUCUGGUUUAAUGGGUGUCUCGUGUACAGCAACAAUGGUUGCCGUACUGGCUCGUAAAUUAGAAUUAACUCGUGCAGAAAAGCAUGUUCACAAUUUUAUGAUGGAUACACAAUUAACAAAACGCUUAAAAAAUGCUGCCGCCAAUGUUUUACGUGAAACAUGGUUAAUAUAUAAAUAUACUAAAUUAGCAAAACAUGUAAACGUAUCCCGAGUGCUUGCACAUCAACGAAAAUUUCUUCAAGCAAUUCAUAGUUUACGAAAAGUUAAAUUGGAUCAAAGAAAACUAACGGAUAAUGUUAAUGCUGUAUCUGAUGUAGCACGGCUUCAAUCAUCUGUAUAUGAUAUCGUAUCUCAAAUGCUUUCGAAUCAAACUGUUCUUGAAUCAAAGUUUUAUGAUUUAGAUGCAAGACUCCUAGCGUUACAGACACAAAUUGACAAUUUACCGAAUGUAAUGGCGGUGGCAGUCAGUGAGCAAAAUAAUCGUUUAUGGCAACGUUUAGAAGCUCAUGUUCAAACACAAUUAAGUACUAUACGUGGAACCUUACCAACAAUAUCCGUGACCUGUCCUCAACGACAAAAUACUGUGUGA
Rotaria socialis is the source of this 1998-nucleotide messenger RNA. The record is from the annotation of a GenBank genome assembly. NCBI's taxonomy places the organism in Eukaryota, Metazoa, Rotifera, Eurotatoria, Philodinida, Philodinidae.